GGCCCUGUGAUUAGCGCGCUGCUGCUCCGUUACAGUAUUCGACAAGUGACUUUGGCUGGUUCUUUGAUUUGUUCUUUUGGAUUUAUCGCAAGUUUCUUUGCUCCCAACAUAUACGUUCUCAUCCUCACAUACGGAGUCAUUGCUGGUAAGUCGGCCAGUUGGUCAAUAGGCCAGUUGGUCAGUGGAUAAAUUGGUCCAUAGGCCAGUUGGACAAUAGGCCAGUUGGUCAAUAGGCCAGUUCGUCAAUAGGCCAGUUCGUCGAUAUGCGAGUUGGUCAAUGGAUCAGCUGGUCAAUAUGUAAGCUGGUCGAUGGUUCAUUUGGUUAAAGGGUUACGCGGUCAAUGGGUCACGCGGUCAAUGUGUCAUACGGUCAAUGGGUCACGCGGUCAAUAGGUUACAUGGUCAAUGUUUCACUUGGUCAAUAGGUAAGCUGGGCAAUGGGUCAGUUUGUCUAUGGGUCAGUUUGGCGAUGGGUCAGUUGGUCAAUGGGUUACGCGGUCAAUGGGUUACAUGGUAAAUGUUUCACUUGGUCAAUAGGUAAGCUGGGCAAUGGGUCAGUUUGUCUAUGGGUCAGUUUGACAAUGGGUCAUUUGGUCAAUGGGUUACGCGGUCAAUGGGUUACAUGGUCAAUGUUUCACUUGGUCAAUAGGUAAGCUGAGCAAAGCCGAAUCUGAAAUUUGAUGGCUUAAUUUAAAUAUUUCAACUUGAGUACGCAAUUAGUCUCAUCUCAUUCUUUACUUUAAAUGCCAGGUAUUGGUAUCGGGAUGGUGUUCCUGCCAGCUAUCAUCAUUGUUGGCGUAUACUUUAAUGAGAAGCGAGCUAUAGCUACAGGUAUAGCAACUAGUGGUUCAGGUAAGUAAUUCAUGUAUACAUUCACCUGUUAUUGGUAAGUUCUUUGCUUAAAUUCAUCAGGUAUUAUUACGUUCUUUGCUUACAUUCAUCUGGUAUUGGUACGUUCUUUGCUUACAUUCAUCUGGUAUUAAAAAGUUAUUUGCUAACAUUCAGCAGAUGUUGGUAAGUUCUUUGCUUACAUUCACCAUGUAUUUUUAAGUUUCUUUGCUUAAAUUCAGCAGGUAUUAGUACCUUUUUGCUUAUAUUCCCAGGCAUUGGUACGUUCUUUUUUGCCUACAUUACCAGUGAAUUAUUGGAGACCUACCAAUGGAGGGGAACCCUUCUGAUCCUUGGUGGGAUCGUGCUCAACUGUUUUGUCUGUGGUAUGCUCUUCCGACCCUUGAAUCCCACCAUUUCAUAUCUGGAUGAGGUAAUAACUACGUCAUGUUACUAAAUACAUGGCUCGUGAACUUUAAACCGGCAUUUGAUUGGAUUUAAAAUAUGCCCGUCUUUUGAUUGGCUGUUAAAAUAAACAAGUCUUUUGAUUGGCUGUUAAAAUAAAGAAGUCCUUUGAUUGGCUGUUAAAAUAAAGAAGUCUUUUGAUUGGCUUUUAAAAUAAAGAGGUCUUUUAAUUGGCUGUCAAAAUAAAGAAGUCUUCUAAUUGGCUGUUCAAAAAGAAGUCUUUAAUUGGAUAUUAAAAUAAAAACGUCUUCGGAUUGGUUGUUAAAUAAAGAAGUCGUUUGAUUGGCUGUUAAAAUAAAGAAGUCGUUUGAUUGGUUGUUAAAAUAAAGAAGUCGUUUAAUUGGCUGUUAAAAUAAAGAAGUCGUUUGAUGUGCAUUGAAAUUAAACCCGGCUUUGGGUGGCUGUUGAAAUAAAUCAGUCUUUAUUUUUUUAUUCAAAACAUCAAAUCUGGGAAAGUACAAUCAAAUACGAGUCAAAAUGAGUGGGUGAAUGAAGAGUGGGUGAGUACUUAGUGUGUCUGUGAGGAUUGGGUAAGUGAUUAGUGGGUGAGUGAUGUGUGGAUGAGUGGGUGAGUGAUGAGUGGGUAAGUAAAGCGUAGUUGAUUGAAGGAUUAAAAGGGAGACAAUUAUUACUUGAAGUCUUGAGAAUUAAAUUAAAAUCAACUCAAUUUCCAUAACCUAUAAUUCCAUUAAAAUGUUUCCUCUUCUAUCCUCACAUAUAGAUCCUUCCUCUUAUUUCCUCACAUAUAAUCAUUUCUCUUCUAUACUCACAUAUAAACUCUUCCUCUUAUUUCCACACAUAUUAAUCCUUCCUCUUCGAUCCUCACAUAUUUUCAGAAAAUAUAAUAAUUUCAAAAGUGUUUGUCAGUGUUCAAAAAAAUUAUAUCACUCACGGCACUAAACUACAGUUUUAGGGCAUUUGAAAGCUUCAGAUAGAUCAAGGGCAUGUUUUGUCACAGUUAUCAAUGGCCUAUUGUUGUGUCAGAGUCAUCAUCAGCCUAUAGAUGUGUCACAUUUUUCAAUGGCCCAUUUUUGUGUCAGGGUCAAUGGCCUAUUGUUGUGUCAGUGCUAUCAAUGGCCUAUUUUUGUGCCAGGGGUAUCAAUAGCCUAUUGCUAUGUCAGGGUUAUCAAUGGCCUAUUGCUAUGUCAGGGUUAUCAAUGGCCUAUUGCUAUGUCAGGGUUAUCAAUGGCCUAUUGCUAUGUCAGGGUUAUCAAUGGCCUAUUGCUAUGUCAGGACUAUCAAGGGCCUUUUUAUGUCACGGUUAUCAAGAGCCUAUUGUUGUGUCAGGGUUGUCUAGGGCCUAUUUUUGUGUCAGGGUUGUCAAGGGCCUAUUGUGUCAUGGUUAUUAAGGCCCUAAUUUUGUGUAAGUGUUAUCAAGAGCCUAUCUUUGUCAGGGCUAUCAAGGCCAUAUUUUUGUGUCAGCGUUAUCAAGGGCCUAUUGUUUUUUCAGAGUUAUCAAAGGCCAAUCGUCUCAGGAUUAUCAAAAGCCUAUUGUUGUGUCAGUGCUAUAAUGAGCCUGUUGUAUCUGGGUUAUCAAGGUAAUAUUAUUGUGUCCAAACUUAUCAAAAGCCUAUUUUGUCAGGGUUAUCCAGGGCCUAUUGUGUCAGGGUUAUCAAGGGGCUAUUGUGUCAGGGUUAUCAAUGGCCUAUUGUAUCAGGGUUAUCAAGGGCCUAAUGUUUCAGGUUUAGCAAGGGUCUUUUGUUGUGUUACAGCUAUGAAGGGUCUAUUGGUCAGGGUUACCAAUGGCCUGUUGUGUAAGGAUCAUCAUGGGCCUGAUGUGUCAGGGUUAUCAAGGGUCUGUUGUUUCUGGAUUAUUAAAGGCAUAUUUUUUCCAGCUUAUCAAGGGUCUAUUGUAUCUGGUUUAUCAAGGGUCUGAGGUGCCUGGGUUAUCAAUGGCUAUUGUGUCAGGGUUUACAAGGGCCUAUUGUGUCCGGAUUAUAAAGAGCAUACUGUGGCAUUGUUAUCAAGGGCUUAUUGUGUCAGAAUUAUCAAGGGCCUAUUGUGUCAGUGUUAUCAAGGAUCUAUUGUGACAGUUUAUCAAGGGCCUUUUGUGUCUGGGUUAUCAAGGGCCCAUUAUGUCAGGUUAUCAAGGGUAUAUUGUGUCAGGGUUAUUAAGGGCUUAUUGUGUCAGGGUUAUCAAGGGUCUAAUGUUUCAGGGAUAUCAAGGGUCUAUUGUUGUGACACAGUUAUGAAGAAUGUAUUGGUCAGGAUUAUCAAGGGCCUGUUGUGUCAGGGUUAUCAUGGGCCAGUUGUGUCAGGGUUAUCAAGAGUCUGUUGUGUUUGUGUUAUCAAUGGUUUUUUGUGUCUGUGUUAUCAAGGGCCUUUUGGUCAGGAUUGUCAAGGACCUUUUGUUGCAGGGUAUCAAGGGCCUAUUGUUUCAAGGUUAUCAAGGGCCUAAAGUUUCAGGGUUAUCAAGGGCCUUUUAUUUGUGUCACAGUUAUGAAGGGCAUAUUGGUCAGGAUUAUCAAGGGCCUUUUGUGUAAGGGUUAUCAAGGGCCUAUUGUGUCAGUCUUGGAAAGGGCCUAUUUUUUCAGGGUUAUCAAGAAUCUGAUGUGUCUCUGUUAUCAAGGGCCUUUAGUGUCAGGGUUAUCAAGGGCCUAUUUUGUCAAGGUUACCAAGGGUCUGUUUUGUCUGGGUUAUCAAGGGACUGUUGUGUCAGGGUGAACGCUCCUUCUACUUCCAUGGGCUCACGUUCUGGAACCAGCUCCCCUUCCAUAUCCGUCAUUGUGAAACCUCGUCCACUUUUAAAAAUUCCCUUAAAACCCAUCUGUUUAGGUCCGCCUGUGAUGCACCCUCCUUGCCCUGCCUCAUUUUCUGUCUCGGGUUAAUCCUGUAAUAUAGGCCAAAACGUGCCAAAGUGUCCUCGUUUUAUAGCUAUUUUAAUUGUUUCUAUAGUAUAGUAGUUACUAUCCUAAUGUCUCAUUUUUAUUUUAGUUAGUUUACAUGUUUUUAAUAAUUGUAAAGCGCUUAGAGCUUUAAGGUAAGCGCUAUAUAAAAAUGCCUAAAUAAAAAAAAAUAACUCAAGGGUCUGUUGUGUCUGGGUUUUAAAAGUUUAUUGUGUCAAUGUUUUUAUAUAUUUAUAUAUUUUUAUGUCACAAUUAUCAAGGGCAUAUUGUUGAUUAUAGCUUAUCAAGCUACUAUUGUGUCAGUGUUAUUAUGGACUCAUUACUAUGAAGGUUAGCGUCCAUGGUCAUAUGUAUUAUAGAAAAAAAAAAUUUCAUUGUUUAAUUAUGAUUUUUUUUUACAGUCUCACUGACCAAAUUUAUGACUUUGUCCACUUGAUAGUCCCACUUACUACAUUAGUGACUUUGUGAACUUGGUAGUCUCACCGACUAAAUGUUUUACUUUUUUCACUCGAUAUUCUCACUGAACAAAUGUGUCUUUGUCCAUUUGAUACUCUUACUGUCUAAAUGCAUGACUUUGUCCACUGUAAAGUCUCACUGUCUAAAUGUAUGACUUUUUCCACUUUAUAGUCUCACUGUCUAGAUGUAUUACUUUUUCCCACUUGAUAGUCUCUCUGGCUAAAUAUGUUACUUUGUCUACUUGACAGUCUCACUGUCUAAAUGUAUUACUUUGUCCACUUGAUAGUCUCACUGUCUAAUGUAUGGCUUUGUCCACUUGAUAGUCUGACUGUCUAAAUGUAUGACUUUGUCCACUUGAUAGUCUCACUCUGUAAAUGUAUAACACUGUUCAAUUGAUCGUCUCACUGACUAAAUGUAUGACUUUGCCCAAUUGAUAGUCUUACUGUCUUAAUGUAUGACUUUGUCCAUUUGAUAGUCUCACUGUCUAAAUGUAUGACUUUGUCCACUGUAAAGUUUCACUGCCUAAAUGUAUGACUUUUACCACUUGAUAGUCUCACUGUCUUGAUGUAUGACUUUGUCCAUUUGAUUGUCUCACUGACCAAAUGUAUGACUUUGUCCAUUUGAUAGUCUCACUGACUACAUGUAUUACUUUUUCCACUUGAUAGUCUCACUGACUAAAUAUGUUACUUUGUCCACUUUAUAGUCUCACUGUCUUGAUGUAUGACUUUGUCCAUUUGAUUGUCUCGCUGACCAAAUGUAUGACUUUGUCCAUUUAAUAGUCUCACUGACUACAUGUAUUACUUUUUCCACUUGAUUUUCUCACUAACUAAAUAUGUUACUUUGUCUACUUGACAGUCUCACUGUCUAAAUGUAUUACUUUUUCCACUUGAUAGUCUCACUGACUAAAUAUGUUACUUUGUACACUUAAUAGUCUCACUGUCUAAAUGUAUGACUUUGUCAAAUUGAUAGUCUCACUGUCUAAAUGUAUGACUUUGUCCACUUGAUAGUCUCACUUUCUAAAUGUAUGACUUUGUCCACUUGAUAGUCUCACUGUCUAAAUGUACGACUUUGUCCACUUGAUAGUCUCACUUUCUAAAUGUAUGACUUUGUCCACUGUAAAGUCCAGUGUCUAAAUGUAUGACUUUUUCCACUUUAUAGUCUCACUGUCUUGAUGUAUUAAUUUGUCCACUUGAUAGUCUCCUGACUAAAUAUGUUACUUUGUCCACUUUAUAGUCUCACUGUCUUGAUGUAUUAAUUUGUCCACUUGAUAGUGUUACUGACUAAAUAUGUUACUUUGUCUACUUGAAAGUCUCACUGUCUAAAUGUAUGAUUUUGUACAAUUGAUAGUCUCACUGUCUAAAUGUAUGACUUUGUCCACUUGAUAGCCUCACUGUCUAAAUGUAUGACGUUGUCCAUUUGAUAGUCUCACUGACCAAAUGUAUGACUUUGUCCAUUUGAGAUUCUCACUGUUUAGGUCCGCCUCUAACCUGUGAUGCACCCUCCUUGCCCUGCCUUAUUUUCUGUCUCGGGUUGAUCCUGUAGUAUAGGCCAAAACAUGCCAAAGUGUCCUCGUUUUAUAGCCAUUUUAAUUGUUUCUAUUGUAUAGUAGUUACUAUCCUAAUGUCUCAUUUUUAUUUUACUUAGUUUACAUGCUUUAAAUAAUUGUAAAGCGCUUAGAGCUUUAAGGUAAGCGCUAUAUAAAAAUGCCUAAAUAAAUAAAUAAAAAAUAAAUGUAUGACUUUGUCCACUGUAAAGUUUCACUGUCUAAACGUAUGACUUUUUCCACUUUAUAGUCUCACUGUCUUGAUGUAUUAAUUUGUCCACUUGAUAGUCUCAUUGUCUAAAUGUAUGACUUUGUCCAUUUGAUAGUCUCACUGACCAAAUGUAUUACUUUGUCCACUUAAUAGUCUCACUGUCUAAAUGUAUGACUUUGUCCACUUAAUAGUCUCACUGUUUAAAUGUAUGACUUUGUCCACUUGAUAGUGUCACUGUCUAAAUGUAUGACUUUGUCCACUUGAUAGUUUCACUGUCUAAAUGUAUGACUUUGUCCACUUGAUAGUCUCACUGUCUAAAUGUAUGACUUUGUCCACUUGAUAGUCUCACUGUUUAAAUGUAUGACUUUGUCCACUUGAAAGUCUCACUGACCAAAAGGUAGGUCAUUUUCUAAGAAUAAAACUGAAUGUCUUUUUUCCCUUGUGUAUCAGAGCCCUGACACUGACGCGUCAGACAAUGCAAAGUGCAAGACUAAAGACAAAGAGCGUUUCUACACUGCUUCUUGUUACCAUGACAACACGUCACCUUCCUCAUCACAGCACAGUACCACAAAUGUUAGCACAGAUCAACCUGUUAGUAGUGGCACCAGCAUCUUGACUUAUUUUCAUAAAGUGGAGGCAGAGGCUGUAAAGUCUGAUUCUCGAACAGACCACACGUUCCCCAGCCCUAAUACGUCACUGAUCAUGACCGAUUACUCCAGAGGUUAUAGAAAUCUGAUAAAAAUUCCACUGAUAAAAGGAAUUGUUUUACACCCUACCACGACCGUGCUCUAUGCUCAUGAAUUAAAGGAGAACACGCGCGUCCAGGCUGGCGUUGAAUGUAGGUCAGAAGCACAUUCUAGAGGAAAAGACGACAAAGGGCAAACCAACAAAGAAAUCAUCCGACAAGACAGGCAACAGACUCUAAACGCCAACAUAAGAACAGUCAUCAAUCUUCGAAGUGUCAAAUUUUUACCAACACCUAACUCUACGAAUAAGAGCCUUGGUCCUUCAAUCAUUUGGUUACGGAGAAAAAACGACAGUUGGUAUCCCGGUCGAAAAUACAGAAUCUUGAAUGACCUUGACCGAAACGACAACAGGGACAGUUCAAAAAAGUAUUCAACCUCAGGGAAAUUUAAAUUGGGGAGUGAUCUGUCGUUACCCUCGCUUUCAGGCGCCAUCAAACUGGAUCACCACCACUUCUCAGUCAUCGGGCAUAGGUUAAGUCGGGGGCUAGCCAAGCCCAUCAUGAGGAAAGACAUUUUCUACGGUGGCAGUAUAAGCAUAGAGCCCAACUCAGAAUUUCCGACUCUGGCAACAUUCUUGGCAGCGCUCACCAAGACGUCCGUGGAAGAUGAAGAAGUCCAAGUGAAAUCGACAAGACAUAAGGUCAAAGGUGUCUUUAAAAUGUUAUGUCCGUUGAGACUGUUGGAGAAAAAGGUCUUCAUCUUGCUGCUCAUCACGUUCACAAUGUGGACAGGUGAGUCAGUUUGUCACCUUUACAAUGUGGAAAGGUGAGUAAGUUUCUCAUCUUCACAAUGGGGACAGGUGAGUCAGUUUUAUCACUUUCACAAUUGGGAAAAGUGAGUCUGUUAAUCACCUUCAUAAUGUAGACAAGUGAGUCAGUUUAUCACCUUCACAAUGUAGGAAGGUGAGUCAGUUUAUCACCUUCAAAAUGUAGACAGAUGAUACAUUUUAUCACCUUCACAAUGUAGGCAGGUGAGUCAUUUGAUCACCUUCAAAAUGUAGUCAGGUGAUACAUUUUAUCACCUUCACAAUGUAGGCAGGUGAGUCAGUUUAUCACUUUCACAAUGUUGACAGGUGAGUCAGUUAAUCACUUUCACAAGGUAAACAAGUGAAUCAUGGUAUAUUGUGCCCAUGGUGAAUGAUAAAGAAUGUCCAUGGAGAAUGGUGCAUUGUGUCCAAUGGGGAAUAUGCCUUGUGCCCAUUGGAAUGAUGCAUUGUGUUCAUGCGGAAUGGUGCAUUGUUUCCAUGGUGAAUGGUGCAUUGUAUCCAUGGUGAAUGGUGCUUGUGUCUGUGGGGAUCGAUGCAUUGUUUCCAUGGGGAUUGGUGCAUUGUGUAAAUGGGGAUUGGUGCAUUGUGUCAAAAAGGAAUCAUGCAUUGUGUCCAUGGAAAAUGGUGCAUUGUGUUCAUGGAAAAUGGUGCAUUGUGUUCAUGGGGAUCGGUAGUACAUUGUGUCCAUGGAGAAUGAUUCGUUGUAUCCAUUGGUAAUAGUGCAAUAUGUCUAUGGUCAAUGGUGUAUUUUGUUAUGGGAAAUGGUGUUUUUGUUAAUGGGGAAUGGUGUCUUGUGUCCAAUUUAAUUGAAACAAAUGUAUCAUAAUAUGUGGCGUAAUCCCCUAAAAUGAUUUCCCUUCAAAUUGCUAAUCAUUGAAAUAAGAAUUGGUUCAUUGAAAUAGUUCAGUGUUGACAAGAUACGACAUUAUUGCCUUCAUUUUGAAUAGAGUAAUAUUUCUUCAGAAUGAAUAUUUUUGAGUUAGCUAUGUAAGUAACAUAACUUGAUAAUUGUUGAAUUAGAUUUAGGUAUUUAAGUAGCAUAACUUGAUGAUACUUGAUUUGACUUAGCUCUUUAAGUAACUUAAAUUGAGAAUUGUUGAAUUUGACUUAAGUAUUUAAGUAGCAAAAGUUGAGAAUGGUUCAGUUUGUCAUAAGUAUUUAAGUAGCACAAGUUGAGAAUGGUUCAGUUUGUCAUAAGUAUUUAAGUAGCAUAACUUGAUCAUGGUUCAGUGUGAUUAACAGCUGAAAAUGUUUGUUUUGACCAUCAGCGCAGUCAGUGUCCAUGACUUACCUCCCUUACUUUGCGAUAUCCAUGGGGAUAGACAAGAGUGACGCGUCGUUCCUCAUCUCAAUCGUGGGUGUGGCUAAUCUGAUUGGACGCCCAUUGGCAGGU
This is a messenger RNA of Lymnaea stagnalis (great pond snail), 9254 nucleotides long. Lineage: Eukaryota; Metazoa; Mollusca; Gastropoda; Lymnaeidae. The record is from the annotation of a GenBank genome assembly.